Molecule: messenger RNA, 1667 nt
Organism: Arvicanthis niloticus (Nile rat)
Lineage: Eukaryota; Metazoa; Chordata; Mammalia; Rodentia; Muridae
Source: RefSeq, a predicted model, not a curated record
GCAGGAAGAAGUAGUGAUGGUGGCCUGUUGGGUCUCGGAAGCAGCUUGCUGCAGGCUGGGGCCUGGGGCCUGAGGCAUGCAGAGGAUUGGUGUUCUCAGCAGUCCUGUGUUCUGGGCAUUUCCUCAGCCCUAGAAACUCCAGUGUCUGCCUGAGGAGUCCAUGUGCUGCCGCCUGGUGGCUCCCCCACAGAAGGGCAGGGUGAGUGAUGCUCUGAGCACCUGUGGUACCUACAGUGACCAGUGCUGAGAUAGCAGGUGUGCUCUGCUGCCUGGGUCUUUAUGGGUGCAUGGAAGGUAAAGGGUCCAGAACAAAGGUCAUACUCUACUGGACGGCACUGAACCGGACCCGUGCCAGUUAUAACUCCUCAGAGAAUGACAAGUUGUUGGAAAGGUGUUAGUGCGGACAAUCCUCUGCCUGCACAGUUUGCAGCCAGCCUCAUCUACGGUUGCAGAGCCAGCAGUAAGGCUCAGUGGGUAGAGUCCUGCGCCGGGCCUAGCACAGGACCUACAUGGCUUGAGGGGAGACUGACCCUCUGAGGGGGCAGAGGUCAGCUGAGGCAGACCCAGGACUCACCCCAGUGCUACAGGAAGCUGUACACCAGGAGAAUGAGCAUCCAUUGCCUGUAGUUGCUGUGGAAGACAGCAGUCACUUUCUAAAGCCACACAGCAGGGUGUGAAGGAGGAGGAGCUGACACUUGUGCAAGGUAGGUGGUACUUGGAAGGCCACCCGUCCCCACAGGAAGAGAAAGUGGGAAGCCCCCCCCAGAAACUACUAGUUCUGUGCCAAGAUGGAGGUCUGCCGGUCCCUGCUGUUCCUGCUGGCCCUGAAAACGCUGUGGGCAGCAGGCAACAGAUUUGACACGCAGAUCAUUGGGGGUCGAGAGGCAGUCCCACACUCCCGCCCAUACAUGGCCUCUCUACAGAAAGCCAAGUCCCACGUGUGUGGGGGAGUCCUCGUGCAUCGGAAGUGGGUGUUGACGGCUGCCCACUGCCUGUCUGAGUCGCUACAGAAGCUGAAGGUGGUGCUGGGCCUGCACAACCUCCAUGAUCCCCAAGAUCCUGGUCUCACUUUCUACAUCAGGAAGGCCGUGAAACACCCUGCCUACAACCACAGAUAUGAGAAUGAUCUGGCGCUGCUUAAGCUGGAUGGGCAGGUGCAGCCCAGCAAGAAGGUCAAACCACUGGCUCUGCCGAGAAAGCCCCGAGCCAGGCCGGCAGAAGGCACCCGGUGCAGCACAGCUGGCUGGGGUGUGACCCGCCAGGGUGGGCACCUGGCCAGGGCCCUGCAGGAGUUGGAUCUGUAUGUGCUGGACACCCGAAUGUGUAACAACAGCCGUUUCUGGAACGGUGUCCUCGUGGACAGCAUGCUGUGCUUAAAGGCUGGGACCAAGAGCCAAGGCCCCUGUAAGGGUGACUCUGGAGGGCCCCUGGUGUGUGGCAAAGGUCAGGUGGAUGGGAUCCUGUCUUUCAGCUCCAAAAACUGCACAGACAUCUUUAAGCCGCCUGUGGCCACUGCUGUCGCCCCCUACAGCUCCUGGAUCAGGAAGGUCAUCGGUCGCUGACCAUCCCAGCCUCUGGACUGAUGGCCCAGAUGAUCUGAGACACCAUUCUCGAUGGCUGGGGCCAGGAAGGGAUUAGAUAUGCCUAUGGCGACCAAUAAAUCUUGA